AUGGUACUGUUGGUCGACUGCAGGCUAAAAAGUUUGUUAAGAAACAUCCACCUGCGAUAUGUUAUCGCUGUGGAAAAGGUCCGCAUUCUCCAGCUGAAUGUAAAUUUAAAGAUGCCGUCUGUCACAAAAGGGAAAGAGAUCCUGUUUAGUCGUGAAUGGCUUCGGAAAAUAGAGCUUGAUUGGACAGAAAUACACCGUCUCCAUGAUUCUGUUGAUAUUCCAAUUAUUGACCGUUCAAAUCCAAAACUAAAAGCAUUGCUGAACAAGUAUAAUUCAGUAUUCCAAGAGGGAUUGGGCACACUCAAGGAUCUGAAAGCGAAGUUGAUUGUCCCUGAUGACAGCACACCAAAAAUUUUCAAGGCAAGAAAUGUACCAUAUGCCUUGAAGCCAAAAGUUGAAUCUGAAUUAGAGAGACUUGAACAGUCUGGAGUACUUUCCAAAGUUGAGUUCACUGAAUGGGCCGCCCCAAUUGUUCCUGUAGUUAAAACCGAUGGUCGUGUUCGUAUAUGUGGUGACUUUAAAGUUAUUGUGAAUCCUGUGCUCCAGGACAUCACAUACCCUCUCCCCAAGAUAGAGGAUAAUUUCGCAAAAUUGGCUGGUGGACAAUAUUUCACCAAGAUCGAUCUGACUCGGGCGUAUCUUCAAAUGGAAGUUGAGGAAGAUUCAAAGAAAUAUCUCACUGUGAACACACACAAAGGACUGUAUCGGUAUAACAGACUACCGUUCGGUAUCAAAACCGCACCCGCUAUCUGGCAGCGUACAAUAGAGCAAGUACUGCAAGGUAUUUCCGGUACUGAGGUUCUCCUAGAUGACAUAGUUGUUACUGAUGAGAAGAAACUUGAGAACUCGUCUUGA
Gigantopelta aegis is the source of this 855-nucleotide messenger RNA. RefSeq lists its product as uncharacterized. The record is from RefSeq and is a predicted model, not a curated record. Lineage: Eukaryota; Metazoa; Mollusca; Gastropoda; Neomphalida; Peltospiridae. Bases 1 to 855 code for a protein of 284 amino acids. The transcript has 2 exons.